This is a messenger RNA of Mycena indigotica, 1092 nucleotides long. Its product is annotated as Abhydrolase-3 domain-containing protein. The transcript has 4 exons. NCBI's taxonomy places the organism in Eukaryota, Fungi, Basidiomycota, Agaricomycetes, Agaricales, Mycenaceae. Bases 1 to 1092 code for a protein of 363 amino acids. The record is from RefSeq and is a predicted model, not a curated record. Gene Ontology annotation, molecular function: hydrolase activity.
AUGGCACCCCCAGACAAAUCACAGUACGGAAAGCUGAGUCUAGCACAGAAGCUGGGACUGGCCUUCAAUUUGAUUCCUUUACCGGUAGUGUUGUUGUGGAAGGUGGUGACAACGUCGUAUGCAGGGUAUAACCAAGAUCGGACGCUGAAGCGCAUCAUGGGAGACGCGUUCUUGUGGUAUACUGGAGGUCUCGGGGUUCCGCAGUUGCAAUGCAUUCUUGGGACGGACCAGCACAUUUAUCAGACGUGGACAAAAGCAAACAAGCUGCCAAGUACGGUCGACGAGUUGGGGGAUGAUGCGCGCCUGUUUUGGAUUGGACCCAAGCGAACCGAGCGCGUUGUGUUAUUUUUGCAUGGGGGAGGUUUCUUGUUGCCAACGUCUGAGCAUUCGAUAUCGUUUUGGAGGUACACACAGCUGGAACUCGAGAAGAAAGGCGUCGAAAUCGGUGUUGCCGUGCUUGAAUACACGCUUGCGCCAUACGCAACUUUCCCAACUCCGCUCAACCAAGCCCGCCUGGCACUCAAUUUCCUAUUCGAAGCUGGUGUAAAGCCAUCCGAUCUCCAGAUUGUUGGCGAUUCUGCUGGAGGAAACCUGACUCUCCAAAUCCUUUCCCACAUCCUCCACCCGCUGCCAUCUGUUCCACUCAUUUCCCUCCCAGCGCCAAUCCAAAGUGCGAUGCUCGUUUCGCCAUGGAUCAGCCUCUCCGCAUCAAGCCCGUCACACAAGUCUAACGAUGGCCACGACUUUGUGUCUCUGAGCACCAUGUCCGCAUGGGGACCCCAAAUCCUCAGAGACGUCCCGGCUGAGCAUCGCGCGUUUGCCGAGGCGGUCUCGGCACCAGAAAACUGGUUUGUCGGGGCGGAGAAGGUUUUCCAGCACGUGUUGAUCUCUGCGGGUGGCGCAGAGCUAUUGAAGGACGACAUCGAGUCGUUUGCAGAGGCGUUCAAGAAGCAGCACAACCAAACCGAGUUUGUCGUGCAGCCGAACGGGAGGCAUCAAGACAUGUUUUUGGACUUUUUCGUUGGAGAGAAGAAGGUCGGGAUGCUGACUCCGUUGACGAUAGAGUGGCUGGCGGCAAGGUUUUCCGAGUGA